CAUCUUCAUCAUCAUCAUCAUCAGCAGCAGCAGCAUUCAGUUCUCAGUGACGCACCGUCAGAGACAGUCGUGUUUGCUCGUUGUUCGAUAGUUUUUCAACUUAUCGUCUACGUGUUAUUUAGCAUUAUGGGAGAUUCUUUUGCACACAAGAGUUACUCCCCAGCUCUGGUUAAAGACUCAGAGACUUAUAUUUGCAUGGAACAACCGCAUUUGUCAGAGAAUCGUGGUUUAGUUUCAGCAACCAAACGGAAAGCCGUUUCAGACCCUGGACCUCCUACAAAAAGGUUUAAGGUUUCUGAUAAAGGUAGACUCGCUGAAAACAACCAGGACAUUAUAGGAAUUGACAAAUUCACAAAGAAAUCCAUUUCCUUUGAUGGUAAGGGAUCUGAAAAUCCAGACAAGGAAUGCAGAUAUUUGGUUCCUGAGAAAGGAUCGUCCUCUGCCAAAAGGAAAGCUGUUUUUCAUCACGAACCUCCCACAAAACGGUCUAGGGUUUCAGGUGAAGGCAGUGUCUCCAGAAAUAACCUGGAUGAGACAAUCAGAGUCUCGAAGAGGUCACGCUCCCCAGAUGGUGAUGGAUCUGGAAGUCCAGCAAAGAGAAUCAGAAUGUCUGAUUCUGAGAGUCCCGCGCCAUCGGCCAAAGAUCAGUUUGAGGCAAAAUACGAGCAAAAAGAUCUGCUCGGAAGGGGAGGCUGUGGAUCUGUUUAUGGUGGCUACCGCAGGGCGGACAAUUUACCUGUGGCAAUCAAACAUAUACCAAAGGAAAAUGUAGUCUGGACAGAUACGGACGAGAUCGGCCAGCGGCUCACCAUUGAGGUAGCCGCCAUGCUAAAACUCCAGACAGAAUCAGCCGAUUCGGUGGGGAAGUCCGCCCCAAUUUCCCUCCUGGACUGGUACGACUUCGACCAGGAACAAAUUCUAGUGUUGGAGAGACCGGUGCCUGCAGUGGACCUCUCACAGUUUAUUGAAAAUAACAAAGAGCCCCUACAGGAGAAUCAGGCUAAAACUAUUAUAAAACAGCUGGUUGAUGCCGUCAAACAUCUGGAGGACACCAACAUCUUCCACAGAGACAUCAAACCAAAAAAUAUUCUGAUCGAAACAGGAUCAGAAAUCCCGCGACUGCGACUGAUUGACUUUGGACUGAGUUGUUUCACCGACACAGAAUAUGAAGACGGCUGGUUCUACGGCACAGCGAAACACGCCCCUCCUGAGUAUAUUUCUGAAUGCGUUUAUGAGGCAGGACCAGCAACCGUGUGGCAGGUGGGAAUUGUUCUCUAUGAAAUGCUCCACGAAAGUUUCUUUGACUCAAGAAAGUUACUCGAUAACGAACUCAGAAUCAGGACGGAUCUCUCUACAGCAUGUAAGAGAUUCCUAAAGAGCUGUUUCUGUUUGAGCCCAGAGUGGCGUCCCACCUUAAAGGAGCUCCAGUGUCACCCUUGGCUUUUGUAAAACAGAAACUAGUCUUCAAAGCUCUGGACCCAAUUCUCCAGCUCUGGUUAAAGAUUCUGAGACUUAUAUUAGCAUGGAACAACCGCAUUUGUCAGGGAAUCGUGGUUUAGUUUCAGCAACCAAACGGAAAGCCGUUUCAGACCCUGGACCUCCCACAAAAAGGUUUAAGGUUUCUGAUGAAGGCAAACUCUCCGCAAACUACCCUAACAAUGUAUAAAUAGACAACUUCUCAAAGAGAAUCAUUUCCUUUGAUGGUGAGAGAUCUGAAACUCCAGACAAGGAAUGCUGAUUUUUGGUUCCUGAGAAUGGAUCGUCUUCUGCCAAAAGGAAAGCUGUUUUUUAUCACGAACCUCCCACAAAAGGGUCUAGGGUUUCAGGUGUAGAAAGCAGGUGUAACAUGUAUAAGAUAGAAAACUGAAACAUCAUAACUGCUGAUUGUUUCUUUCAGAUUAACUCAGCUUUUGUGUUUAGGACGUACCCUACAACCCUAACAUGUUCAACCAGGUAAGUACCCCAGUGGGUCGUGGCAGACGGCCACUCAUACUGAGCCAGGUUCUGCUGGAGGUUUCUUCCUGUUAAAGGGGAGUUUUCCUCUCCACUGUCGCUACACGCUUGCUUAGUAUGGGGAUUGCUGUAAAGUCACUGACUCGACUAGUCAGUGACUUUGCAGCAAUCAACUGGGUUUCCUUACAUAGAGACAUUCAACUAAUCAGAAUCAUGAACUCAAUCAAUUGUUCAAUAAUUUGCUUCAACUGGAGUGUUUGCACUUUAAAGUGCCUUGAGAGGAUUUGUUUUACAAAUUGGUAAUAUGUAAGUAAACUGAAUUAAGUUAAAUAAAGAUGGAGAAUAAAAUGUUAUCCAACUGAAAAAAAAA
Nothobranchius furzeri (turquoise killifish) is the source of this 2323-nucleotide messenger RNA. Its product is annotated as serine/threonine-protein kinase pim-1-like. Gene Ontology annotation, molecular function: protein serine/threonine kinase activity; ATP binding. NCBI's taxonomy places the organism in Eukaryota, Metazoa, Chordata, Actinopteri, Cyprinodontiformes, Nothobranchiidae. Gene Ontology annotation, biological process: negative regulation of apoptotic process; protein autophosphorylation; regulation of mitotic cell cycle. Gene Ontology annotation, cellular component: cytoplasm. The record is from RefSeq and is a predicted model, not a curated record.